AUGAAGGAAGUAAUUUUGUUAAUAACAGGAGCAAAUAGUGGAUUAGGAUUUGCUUCUGCAAUCAAAUUUAUAGAUUAUUAUACUCCAGUAGCUCAAUCUGAAGAAUACUUGACACUUAUCAUUACAUGUAGAACUAAAAAGAAAGCUCAAAAUACUAUAGCUCGUUUAAAAAUGCAUGCACCAUUACGUAAAUUAAAACUAUAUUAUGAAUUGUUAGAUCUUUCAGAAAUGGAAAGCGUAGAAGCCUUUUGUAAAAAUUUAUUACUAAAAUAUGAGAAGUUAGAUAUUGUUGUUUUUAAUGCAGGUAUAGGUGGUUUUAUUGGGAUUAAAUGGCUACAUGCUAUUUGGGAUAUUCUUACAAAUUUUGUGAAUGCCAUAACAUAUCCAUCAUGGAAAAAACAAGGCAUUUCUCUUAAGUCUAAAAAUCAGCUUGGUUUAAUCUUUCAGGUAAAUGUAUUUUCAUACAUUUAUAUAAAAGAGCGUCUUGGUUCUCUUUUUUUAUCUUCAUCGCGUCUUAUUUGGGUAUCAUCAUUAGAAUGUCAACCUUCUGCAUUUUCUGUUCUUGAUAUACAAUGCUUUUAUGGAAAACUUCCUUAUGAAUCUUCAAAACGUUUAAUGGAUAUUUACCAUUUUGCUACUUAUGAAAAACUGUCUUAUAAUCAAUAUCUUUGUCAUCCUGGGAUUUGUCGAACAAAUAUUAUGGCAGAGCAUCUUAAUUGUUUUUCUACUUUUUUCAUGAUUAUUGUUUUUUAUAUAGCACGUUUUUUGGGAAGUCCUUGGCAUACUUGUACACCUAUAAAUGGUGCAUAUUCUAUUAUUUAUUGUGCUACAGAACGGAAGGUUCCGCGUAAUAUCAAAUGGGGUAGCGGAACUAAUAGAUGGGGGAAAUGUGUUUUACGAAAUUCUAGUGUUAUUCCCUAUGAGGAGAAGGAGGUAGACAUAGUUGUUGAUUAUCUCCAUAAUUUGGUCAAAGAAUGGAAAGAUAAGCUUUCUAUAAAUUCUUGA
Pneumocystis jirovecii RU7 is the source of this 1005-nucleotide messenger RNA. Its product is annotated as 3-keto-steroid reductase. Gene Ontology annotation, molecular function: 3-beta-hydroxysteroid 3-dehydrogenase (NADP+) activity. Bases 1 to 1005 code for a protein of 334 amino acids. NCBI's taxonomy places the organism in Eukaryota, Fungi, Ascomycota, Pneumocystomycetes, Pneumocystales, Pneumocystaceae. The record is from RefSeq and is a predicted model, not a curated record. Gene Ontology annotation, cellular component: endoplasmic reticulum membrane; mitochondrial outer membrane; lipid droplet. Gene Ontology annotation, biological process: ergosterol biosynthetic process. The transcript has 4 exons.